This is a messenger RNA of Didymodactylos carnosus, 618 nucleotides long. The record is from the annotation of a GenBank genome assembly. NCBI's taxonomy places the organism in Eukaryota, Metazoa, Rotifera, Eurotatoria, Philodinida, Philodinidae.
AUGUCAAACUAUAAACUUUAUUAUUUUGCUGGACGUGGUCGUGCUGAAGUUUCACGACUAAUCUUUGCUGCGGCUGGUCAACAAUAUGAAGAUAUUCGUUAUGAGCACAGCGACUGGCCAGCUCAUAAACAAGAAAUGCCAUUAGGACAGAUGCCCGUGUUGGAAUUUAACAAGACCAAAAUUCCACAAUCCUUAUCGAUAGCACGUUUUCUUGCCAAACAAUUUAAUCUAGCUGGUAAAGAUAAUUUGGAGCAGGCAAAAGUGGACGCUGUUGUCGAUACCAUCGCAGAUUUAAUGAGAAAAUUGUCACCAUUGAUGUUUGAUAAAGAUGAAGCAAGAAAACAACAAGCUAUAAAAACGUUUCAAGAAGAAGAGUUACCAAAACAUUUACAAAAUUUGGAAAAACUAGCGGAACUGUAUGGACAAAAUGGAGCAUUCUUCGUCGGAGGCUCAUUGACAUGGGCUGAUCUACUAUUUUAUGAAAUGAACUCCCAUUUGUUAAAAAUUGAUCCAAAUGUUUUACAAAAAUAUGCACGAUUGACGAAAAAUCGUCAAGAAGUCGAAAAACAGCCAAAGGUGUCAGACUAUUUGAAAUCUCGUCCAGAAACACCGUUUUAA